GGGACGGAAACCAAACAGCCACGUAGUAAAAGGCGAAGCUCGCAGAAAGUGCUGCCUGUGAUCACGAGUGUUGGACGUGCUUCCAGCUGGCCGGCCUCCCAAGAUGGUUUUGUGAAUCGUUCUUUCCAGAGGUGCACCCGCAGUGCUCUGACUGUUCAGCUUCCUAAUGGAUAUUAAAACCAACCAGUCAGAAGCAGUACAAAUGGAGGCCAGUGUUUUUCAAGAAGACCUAGUUAUAAAAUCCAAAGACACUGAAGCCCACACUAUAGAAGGGAAAACACAAUUGGACCAACAAGGACAGGAUAACACACAAAACACAAAAGGGAAUAUUUGUAAUGGUCCUGUUAGUUCAGGGGUGAUGUCAAAUGGUGAUGGACUGGCCGAAGGUUUUGGUGCUACAGGGCACAUCCGUAUGAACGGGUCUCUGCACCCGACAGCACCACCGCAGAGCACCAGCUCCCCUGUCAACUCCCAGACCCAAGAGGACUCCCAAGGUGUGGCUGCUUAUCAACCCCUGAUGCUAGAGAAGUCUGAGGGGGCUAGUGCUGUGGUCACGGUUCACACGGGUGAUGCAUUGCAGUCCCUCAGACUCAGUAUGCCUAUGCAGGAGACUGAAUUGUCUAUAGCCAACCAGAAGCCAUCAAUGGAGAUGGAGAAUGAGGAGAGGAUUCGCCUGGAUGCUCGCCGGCGCCUGGAGGAGCAGCUCAAACAGUACAGAGUCCAAAGACAUAAGGAGAGGUCUCACCCCACCUCCUCCAAGCCCAGGCCCUUCAGCACACUGGAUCCAGAGCUCAUGCUGCAUCCUGAGGGUCUGCCCCGGGCCAGCACUCAAGCCAUGACCACGGAAUAUUCCUACAUGAGGACCAGUGUCCCACGUGGUCCCAAACUGGGUAGCUUGGGAAUUCCACCCUCCAAGGAGAGGAAGUCCAAGUCACCCCGGCCCAGCAAGAUUCACUCCUUGGCGGACUACAAGUCUCCUGAGAAUGAUGAUGGUGGUGGUGGAGGAGGAGGUGGUGGAGGAGGUGGAGUAAGGACAACAGACAACACAAUGACCUCCCUCCAGUCCACCAUUAGCUCUGUGUCCACGCUGUCUGAGGUUAGUGUGAUGUCAGAGGGGAGCACCUGUGAGAAGGAUGCACAGCCUGGCUCUCCGUUCCAAAUCGGGGACAAUGUCUCAGAAAUUGACGGCAGCGAGUCGGGAACGAGGCCAGGGAACGACGGCAACGACAGCGACAGCUCGUCCUACAGCAGCGUGUCCACCAGGGGGACGUACGCUAUGCUCUCUGCAGCAGUGGAAAGACAGCAGGGGCCCUACACAGUGGAGGGGAGGGAGAUCGCCGCUGAGGCCAUGGGUCAGUUCCCUUCCCUGCAGGAGGUGCUGCAGGCGGCCAGCGAAGAGCAGCACCUGCUGGAUCUGGAGCAGCGGAGAGAAGGGACAGCAGAGCCUCGGAGCCGCAGGGACAGUUUCUCCAGCAGUGUCUCUUUGGAGAGUUCAGUGAUGGGCCAUGAUGAAAUGCUCCAAGUGCUCAAAGAGAAAAUGAGACUUGCGGGCCAGCUGGAGUCCUUGUCAUCGGAGGCCAAUCAGGCUCUCAAAGAGAAGACAGAGCUUCAGGCCCAGCUGGCUACAGUCAAUGCUCAGCUGCAUGUGAAGAAUGAGGAGGCUCAGGUGAGCCAGGACAGACGGAUCGCCCUCACUUCACAGGUUGGAACGCUGCGGCAGAACUGUGGCCAGCUAGAGAAAGCCAUGGUGGAACUUCAGGGAAGUCUGGAAAACAAGAAUGCCAGUCUAGCGUCAUUAAGCAAUGACCUGAAGGUGGCUGAGGAUCAAUACAACAGGCUGAUGGGGAAGGUGGAGGAGAUGCAAAACACUGUGGUCAUAAGAGAUAAUACAGUUCAGGAGUUGCGUCAGCAGAUGGGUGGUCUUCAGAACCAGCUGCAGCAGGUUCAGCUGGAGCGCAGCACCCUGCAGAGCAGGAUGAAAACCUCCCAGGCUGAGAUCGACUCGCUCCAGCAGGUCAGACAGUGGUACCAGCAGCAGCUGGCACUGGCCCAGGAGGCUAGGGUACGACUGCAAGGAGAAAUGGCCAACAUGCAGGCUGGACAGAUGAAUCAGUUUGGUACUCUGGAACAUCUGAAGCUGGAGAAUGUGACACUGUCUCACCAGCUCACUGAGUCGCAACAUCGCUCCAUCAAAGAAAAAGAGCGUAUCGCUGUUCAGCUGCAGAGCAUUGAGGCUGACAUGCUGACCCAGGAAGCAUCUUUCAAGCAAAUCCAGGAUGCAAAGACCAUGGUGGAAGACGACCUGCAGCACAAACUGGAGGAGUUUGAGGAAGAGCAAGAGCGCUUAUUAAAACUGGCCAACACAGCCAGCACCCUGGAGAGGGAACUUGAGCAGGUGAAGUUGAGCCUUUCCCAGAAGGACGUGCAGCUGCAGUCACUCCAGAAAGAACAUCUGGAGCUGAUGCGCCAGCUGACAACCACUCAGGAGAACCUGCAAACCAAAGAGCAGUCCAUCAACCAGCUAGAGGCCCGCUACCUGGAGCUGGAUGCCCAGCUGGCUGAGCUGCAGGCAGAGGGCAACGCAAAGGACGACAACAUCCAGUUCCUCCAGAACGAGAAGAUUGUCCUGGAGGUAGCGCUUCAAGCAGCACGGGCCGACAAGAGUCAGCUUGACGAGGGCGCUGAGCGGCUCGGAGAGGAUGUUCUGGUGGCAUCAGAUGUCUUAGAUCAGCUCAGACAGGACGUCCAGGUCAAAACCAACCAGAUUGAAACUCUCCAACAAGAAAAUAGUGUCCUGAAAAAACAAGCUCAGAAAUUUAAGGAGCAGUUCCAACAGCAGAAGGUGAUGGUGGAAGCUUACCGCCGGGACACCAGCUCCAAAGACCAGCUGAUCAGUGAGCUCAAGUCCACCAAAAAGCGUCUGUUGACGGAGGUGAAGGACCUGAAGCAGGAGCUGCUGGGCGUCGAGGGGGAGAAGCAGAAGGCCGAGUUAGAACAGGUCCGGCUGCAGAAGGAGGUGGUGAGAGUCCAGGAGCAGAUGUGUAACAUGGAGGCUCAUCUGCAAACCAUUCAGGAUGAAAGGGGUCAACUAGAACUGCAGGUCCAGUCUCUACAGUUUGACCAGAAUCAGCUAGCAGCAGUGACGCAAGACAACGAGGGCCUCAGGAAACAGGUGGAGCAACUGGAGGGUGAAGCCAAAAAGGCCAUCUCAGAGCAGAAGGUGCGUGUUAAGCGGCUGGGCACGGAUUUGACCAGUGCUCAGAAGGAGAUGAAGGCCAAACAUAAGGCCUACGAGAACGCCGUGGGCAUCCUGAGCAGGAGGCUCCAAGAGGCCCUGAUGGAAAAGGAGGUGACCGACGCAGAACUGGUCAAACUCAAGGCCCAGGUGGCUGAUGGGGGAAACAGCCAGGUCUUACAGGAUAAGAUAAAGGCUCUGCAAGAGGAGCUGCAGGUUGUGACCAGCAGCAAGUCUAUGCUCGAAAGGGAGCUGCAGGAAGUGAUUAACCUCACCUCCACAGAGCUGGAGGAUUACCAGGAGAAGGUGAUGGAGCUCGAGGAUGAGCUUCAAGAGUCACGGUGCUUCAAGAAGCGGAUCAGGAAGUUAGAAGAUGCCAACAAGAAGCUAGCACUUGAGCUGGAGCAUGAAAAAGGGAAAUUGGUUGGAUUGGCACAGUCCCACAAUACACUGCGGGAGCAUUCCAACAUUUUGGAGUCUGCCCUCGCCAAGAGGGAAGCAGAUCUUGUCCAACUCAACUUACAGGUCCAAGCUGUUCUGAAGCGUAAAGAAGAGGAGGACCAGCAAAUGAAGCAGGCAGUACAAACUCUGCAGCUUUCCUUGGAAAAAGAGAAAACCAAAGUCAAGGACCUGAAGGAACAGGUGGCAGCAGCAAAGGCUGAGGCAGCCCACAAUAGACGGCACUACAGGGCGGCCAUGCUGGAGCUGUCGGAGAUCAAGAAGGACCUGCAGGCCAAAGAGGACCUGGUCAAAUCACUGCAGAGGGAAUCACUCAACCUACAGGCUCAGGAUGAACAGCAUGCUCAGGAGGUUUCUCGGUUCCAGGAGGAGCUGAGUGAGGCUCAUUCACAGCUCCAGAUCCUCCAGAAACAACUGGGCGAGGAACUGGCCAAGCAGCCGCUCACUCACCAAGAGGUUGAAGACCUGAAGUGGGAGGUGGAGCAGAGGCAGAGGGAGAUUGAAGCUCAGCGCCAGCAGGUGGAGAUGAUGGAGCAGUGUCAUCACAGGGAGCUGGACAACCUACAGACAGCUCUGGGGAACAUCAAGGUGGAGCUGGAGUCAGUGCAGGAGGAGCUGAGCGGCACCAGGAAGGACAAGUUUAUGCUGCAGGCCAAAGUGGGUGAACUGAGGAACAGCAUGAAGACUGUCCUGCUGCAGAACCAGCAAUUCAAACAGGACCUCAAACAGAGCCGCCUGAGGAAGCAGCGGAUGGAGCUGAAGAGUGAGGGGAGCCCAUCCAACUCUGUGACACCAGUGAAGAUCCCAGACUGCCCAGUGCCUGCCUCCCUCCUGGAUGAGUUACUGAAACCAUCAGCAUCUGUCAACAAGGAGCCCCUCAACAACCUGCACAACUGUCUCCGGCAGCUCAAGGAGGAGAUGGACAGCCUCCAGAAGCAGAUGGAGGAACACACAGUGACAGUACAUGAGUCAGUGGGCACAUGGACAAACACAGAACUGGGACUUCAGAACAACAUCUCAGAAUCAUCAACACCGCAAACCGACAUGGUGGUAAACAACAACAAUGAAGAAGAACAGCAGCAAUCAUAACAGAAGAACUUUUCUCAGGCCAAUAGAGGGAGAGUGGAGUUUUAUCCACAAAGGCACCUUUUAGUCUCAUAAUCUUUCUCUUAACAAUUGCUGCCAACAUUUGGCGUUCUCCCAUUGGCACAGGGGUGCUUUUGCAGAGUAAUACUAUAUAUAUCAUAGCUUUAUUCUUUCCUUUUUUUGAUGGUUGUUUAUAUUUUUGUUUUUGCUAAAUUUACAUUUAUUUAUUUAGAGUUUAAGAAGUGCAACUUUUCCUUUGACAGCCACUAAAAGGAUCCCUCUCUUAGAUUUCCCCUUAGUUCAGCAGUUUUACUCACUAAAAGGUAUUUAGUCAUUGUCCCCCUUUUAUAAAAAUAAAUUGGUGGCUUUGAUGCUGGUUAAUAAUGGCUGACAUUAUUUUUAAGUGUUGUUGGUGACAGAAACAAUGGUUGAGUCUGCCACCAGACUGGCAAUGAACUGUUCUUCCAUUUCGUUGUGCCUGUGUAUGAGUGAAGUUGCCUGACUAUGAUUUAACUGACAUGCUUACACUUCCAUGUUGUUUCUAAAAAAGCUUGUGAUGAAACAUCAUCACUCCUUUUCAGGAAGUUCCAAGUCAUAUACAGCUGUCGUCUGUUUUGUUUGGUAUGGCCUCUUGUUAAAAUGCAGUGUUUCUUAUGUUGGAUGUUACCAUAUCACCUUGGGUUCCUACAGCUCUAUAAACAUUAAUCUCAGUUAUGUAUGAAGGUGUUUUGUCUAGCAUGGACUGCAGUAAUUCGCACGCAAAAAAGCCUUAAGCAAUCUUUAAUAUGCUGUAAAGGACUAAGUCAGUUUGGAUGAACAUAUUGCUGCGGAGGGUGUGUGCAAGAUGUAAUGUGUUGUAUUGUUUGUGUGCGCAAAGAAUGGUUUAUUGUAUAGCAAGUGGGUCACAUCAACUGACAUUGCACAGUAGGUGAUCAAAACUAAACUGACUGAGAGAGAAAGACGUAAAACGAUGCAGAAAAGUUACUUUUAUCAGCAGGUGCAAUGAAAUGUGUUCAUUUUCUGUUAUUACAUUUGGUACAUACUGUAUUAACAAAAAAUAACCCUUGAAUCAGAUGUUAUUCUUGUGUUAUUGCUGUUUCAUGGGUAAUGGGAUAAGUUAAUUGUUUCCAGAGGUUUAAUAUAUAAAUACACUUCCUUUUUUCUAUGAUUGUAACUUUCUCAUGACUGUUUAAUAGUGUAAAGAAGAUGAAAGACAAGAUAUCAAAUGCAAAACCAUGAAUUGAAGCUGAGAGUACUUUUGUAGAGAGGUCAUUGGAUGGUUUAGAUUUCUGCAUGCAAUUUUGCUGCAGCUGCUGUGCUCAUUCCCACGCUAAGGAAAACUGUUUUUGAAACACCAAAUUUCCAAAGGGACAAUACAUAUUUUGAAAAUGCUUGUUGGUGUUAAUAACAACAAAAACAUUGAAGAUUGAACUGUACUCAACUUGAACUUUCACUGUAACUCCAAUCAGUAUGUAACAAUAACAUUUGCUGAGGCACUUGCGCUGUAGGCUAUGCAUUAACUUGCUGUAUGUUUUUUCUUCUUCUUUUCAAAAGACUGGAAUCCAUUCAUUCCUGUUUUAUCAUUUGUGCUGGGAGAUGUGGUUGUAAACGAUGAUAAAAUUGCACUAUUCAUCCGUCA
Molecule: messenger RNA, 6419 nt
Organism: Limanda limanda (common dab)
Lineage: Eukaryota; Metazoa; Chordata; Actinopteri; Pleuronectiformes; Pleuronectidae
Gene: golga3
Product: golgin A3
Exons: 24
Coding region: 167-4783 (1538 amino acids)
Source: RefSeq, a predicted model, not a curated record